This is a messenger RNA of Bombyx mori (domestic silkworm), 2459 nucleotides long. RefSeq lists its product as uncharacterized. The coding region runs from base 96 to 1565 and encodes 489 amino acids. The transcript has 8 exons. NCBI's taxonomy places the organism in Eukaryota, Metazoa, Arthropoda, Insecta, Lepidoptera, Bombycidae. The record is from RefSeq and is a predicted model, not a curated record.
ACUUCAAUUUAUGAAGGAAAUAAUUUGCAUUCCGAUUAAUUCUGACAGAUGUAAUAUAAUAUUUUUAUAUAAAAUCGAUAUAUUUAGUAUCAGCAAUGCCUUGUGGUAAGCGUCCUCUUGUGAAAGCAUGGGACAAACCGAAAAAAUUAAGAGUUGUAAUUCCCUCACGCUACGAACAAAAUGAAGCGUCAGUUAAACAACACUGGAAAAACGUUAUAAAAUCUCUAGAACUGAGCUACAAAGAUGAUCAGUUCUGGGAAUCUCAAAGUGAAGUGGUACGUCAACUUGUUGGUCCAGUAAUAUUCGAGAGAAUUUCAAAAAUCUUCAACUUGCCAAUGGAAAAGGUACAUUACGAGCCGAAAUCUGAAACCGCUUCGAUCGUGCCAUCCGAAGAGUAUUACAAGUCGCGUUCUGGUGACGAUAUUCAAAUUCGCGACACGUAUUCUAUGGCUGACUAUGACUCGUUCAUUGAAGAAGACUCAAACGAGGUGCACGAGGAACAGUCGGAACAAUGGAGCGAUUCAUCACCCCUAACAAGUUCUGAACUAGGAAAGGUUUCACGAAUGAAAUCCUUACAAACAGCACGUUCGAAAUCAGUCAUAGCAUCAAAAACGUUCUCAAAAUCGAUAUCAUUUUCGAAAGUUUAUUCAAGGAAUACAAUAAGAUCGCAAACAAGCAAAAUGAAGAAUUACAAAUCGGAAAUAACACUGUUUGAUGAACAAGCGAACUCUGAAGACGACAUAGAAGUUCACCCCAGCAUUAAGAGGCCAGGGCAGUACAGGAGAAAGAAAAAUCCUCAUUUUGAAAUGCUUUACUGCAACGAAUCGGAAACUGACAUGAUCAAAUGGAAUUCUAAAUAUAAACAAAGAGCAUUUGAAGUUUCCGCUUCUGAUGAAUUUAGCAAGAAGGCUGAAAUUUUGACUAAGAAGAUCUCAAAGGAAUUCUACGACUGGUGGGUAAGUUUGGGUAACGUGGAAUUCAAAUCGGAGAUCAAACGGCCAGAGGACAUUGAAGACUUAUUCCAAGUCUGGUUUGACGAGCACGCGUCCCGUGGCCUCGUUUUACAUCCCAAGAUUUUGCCGUGUGUUCUAAAAUCAAUUUCUGAAAAAGUCGGAGCACUAAAGUCGUCAUGCCCACGGGUGCUGAAGAAACAGGUCGCUUACGACAUAAAGGCAGAGACAAGUCCAGCUCACGUCAUGGCGUUUGGGACAUGUCUUCCUCAGAAGAUGAAGCAUAUACCGCCUAAGAACAAUACAAAGGCCAUUUGGCGAGGUGUCAAAAUUCCUGAAGAUCUACGCUCGAUGGCCUAUGUGUGGGAGGAUAUACAGCAUCUUACGUCCACAAAGGCUUUCCAUAAAUGGCUUCAACAGAAGCCAAAUUUGUCGAUGCCGCCAUUUUUAAAAUCGCUCGACGCUUCCGGCGACAAGAAACAGUUGUUCGUUGUGCCUUCAGACUUUGUUGUGAAGGAUAAAAGCUGGGAUACAUCCGCAAACGACCUAGCUUUACCGGUGUCUCAAUUCUCGAUUGAGCUUAAAGAAGUUCUCAGCAAACUAAUGAAUCAUUAGUAACGCCAAGAUAACGCACUGAUGACCCGCAGUUUUCAAACUUGCCUCGCAGUGAAUGUAUUUGUGGAAACCUGAAGCUGAGCUCAUUGCGAUGCGUUUUAGUAUUUGCAAUAACUAACGUCUGCCUAUUGGCCAAAAUUCAACUAUAAUUACACACCAAUUUACAUUUUGUUAUUGUUGUGAUUGUUUUUAAAUUUGUAAUGUUGAAUGUUAUUCUACAAAAAGAAAAUUCCGUUUUCAAAUGAAAAACGAUAGCAAUAAAGCUUGUCUACAUCUAUUAAAUAGAAAAAAAAGGAAAUCGGUUAACAAACAGAGAUGAAAUUUGUACCUAUUUUGUUUUUCCCUAUUUAAAAUGUUGGACACCGGUUGUACUUACUUCUAUAGUUGACUUUUGAUUAAAAUCCAAUUCAGUAUCAGUACCUCUUUACAUAUCUAUCUGUACCUAGUGUAAUACGGUAGGUAUUUAAUUGUUUUUUUUUUUAUUCCUAAAACGUGUUUUUUUUAUCGCAGAGCCUGCAAACCAGACAAAUAAGUGCUACUCUAUUACUCGAGAGAUUUUUAAGAAUAUUAGCAUAACUCUUUUUAUAAAAAAUUUAAAAUCGUGAAUAUACAAAUAGAUGGAAAAUAUUUGUGGGUUUCUGCAGGCCAGGUGUAAAUAUGUCAAUAUCAUCAUCAUCAUUUCUUCCUAUUACCCUCUGCUGGGGUGUAGGGCUCGAAUCAAAUUUUUCCAUUUACAUCGGUCUUGGGCAGUCUGUUCUUUGUUUUAUGUUAUUUUAUUUUAUUCUAUGUCAAUAUACGUAAUUUAAAUUUUGCUUUCGGGCUAAAUGUGAAUGCUACUGUCAAAUUUGUUGGGAAGGAAAAAUCAAAUGAAACAUUAAAAUUCACAAAAUGUAA